AUGUUCAUCCUGAUCACAUUGGUGUUCUUCUUCACUUACCCAUCAAGUGAAGCGUUGAUUAAAAAUAACGUGCCAUUUGACUGGCCACCGCCGUCAUCAAGUGUGGAAGGAAAAUUCAAGAAAGCUGCCGUCACAACCGAUCAUCAAAUCUGCUCAGAAAUUGGAGGCAAUAUUCUGAAACGUGGCGGGAACGCUGUUGAUGCCGCAGUGGCUGUGAUGUUUUGUUUAGGAGUGACAAAUCCUCAGUCAAGUGGACUGGGCGGUGGCUUUCUAAUGACGCUGUACAACAAAACCACUGGAAAAUGUAUUGCUAUUAACGCGAGAGAGACCGCUCCAGCUGCUGCACAUCGGGACAUGUUCCGACAGGAUGCCACUGGAUCGAAGAUCGGCUUCAGAGCAGUAGCGACGCCAGGAGAAUUGGCUGGGUACUGGUUGGCAUUUUCACAGUAUGGUUCUGGCCGUGUCUCUUGGAAAGACCUUAUUCUACCGUCAGUUCAACUUUGUCGAGAAGGAGUUCCAGUAUCGGUUUUUCUCGAUUAUGUCAUGAAAGUGAAAGAAGCUCAUUUCCGCGAAUCUCCCACCAUGAAGUCAUGGAUCAAUCCGUUUACAAACUCAACCUACAAAGCUGGCGAUUUACUACGUCGAUCCAAACUGGCCAAAACACUGGAAAUGAUUGCGAAGUCGGAGGACCCGAUAAGACUGUUUUACAGGGGCAAAAUGGCUGACACAAUUGCCAAGGAGAUGGCAGAAGGAGGUGGUCUUAUCACUAAGGAGGAUCUGGCUACGUACGAACCAGUAGUUUACGAAGCAAUGGAGCACGUUCAUUUCCGCGGCGAUCUUGCCAUGUGUGGCGGACCACCGCCAUCGUCGUUCUCCGUCACUCAGCUCAUCGUCUCAGUGAUGUCUGGCCUUUAUCCGGUAGGACACGAAGCUGACAUUCUUAGCGAUCCAAAGGUUAUUCACCACUUCAUCGAAUCCAUGAAGUUCGCCUAUGCCCAACGAACACUUCUUGGAGAUGUGGCAUUUGUGCCUUCGGCUUAUUCACUAGCAAAGAAUUUGACUACGAAUGAUUACACCAAUUGGGUGCUGAGGCGUAUGAGAAACGUAGCACAGCCGUCGGCUUACUAUGGAGGAAACAUUUACUCACAGGUUCCGGACCAUGGAACGUCACAUGUUUCAGUGCUUGAUGAAUAUGGCAAUGGAGUCUCCGCAACCUCAACAAUCAAUCGAUGGUUCGGAGCCACGGUCGAAUCAGGAACCUAUGGAAUCAUCUGGAAUGAUGAGAUGGAUGACUUCUCGACCCCUGGCAUGGCGAAUGGGUUCGGAUUCGCUCCUUCGGAAACGAACUUCAUUGAACCAGGAAAGCGACCGAUGAGCAGCAUGUGUCCGAUGGUCAUAUUUGACAGAAAAACAAGAGAUGUCAUCGGCGCUUCUGGUGGAGCGAAAAUCAUUUCCUCAGUGGCAAAGGCGAUCGUUCGAUCGUUGAUUUUUGGCGAAAGCAUCAAACAAGCCGUCGAUUCACCAUUGCUUCAUAAUCAGUUUACACCCGAUAUCACACAAAUCGAUGACUCUUUUCCAAAGGAACUGAAGAAAAUUCUGAUGACGGAAUUCGGUCAAAAGUUCCGUAACACAAGCGGGUUCGAGGGAAUCGUGCAAGGAAUAACUGUUGAUUCCGAUGGAAUCCACGCAUGUGGUGAUUUUAGGCGAAAGACCAAUCAGAAGCCUUCAGGUUAUUAA
This is a messenger RNA of Angiostrongylus costaricensis, 1737 nucleotides long. The record is from the annotation of a GenBank genome assembly. Lineage: Eukaryota; Metazoa; Nematoda; Chromadorea; Rhabditida; Metastrongylidae.